Molecule: messenger RNA, 2734 nt
Organism: Triplophysa dalaica
Lineage: Eukaryota; Metazoa; Chordata; Actinopteri; Cypriniformes; Nemacheilidae
Gene: ptena
Product: phosphatase and tensin homolog A
Exons: 10
Coding region: 646-2034 (462 amino acids)
Biological process (GO): negative regulation of cell population proliferation; protein dephosphorylation; cell motility
Cellular component (GO): nucleus; cell projection; plasma membrane
Molecular function (GO): phosphatidylinositol-3,4-bisphosphate 3-phosphatase activity; inositol-1,3,4,5-tetrakisphosphate 3-phosphatase activity; protein tyrosine phosphatase activity
Source: RefSeq, a predicted model, not a curated record
AUGGCAGUUUGAGAGCGGAGCUGCGGAGCGCCCUGAGGAGAGAUGAGUCCCGCCGAUAAAUCACACAUCUCUAUACUUCUCCAACGGCCAUCGUUGCAUAUUUAACAAGCGGUGAAGGUGGAGACUGUCACUUGUCAUUUUUUAAGGAACUAAAUUGACCAUCCAGCGACGGCGAUGAUCAUUCGCUAGGAGGAGGGUUUUGGGGGGGUUUUAGCUGUGGUGGCUAGCGGGCGAUGCUAGUCGGGAAAGGCUCGCCUGUGUGUUUUCUUCGCGCGGAGAUGGAGAGGAUUCGCUCCUCUCUUUGGACCUGAGCACGGCGCGUGCACCGGACACACAGACUUCUGCCUUAUUGUUUUUAUUAAAUCGGAUGUGUUCCGGUUUGACCGGACCGCAGGAUCUGUGGACCUAUUUGGCUGCUCUGAGGACUGCGCGACCAGGAGAGUUGGGCCUGCUGCGCCGGAUCGGAUAGAGGCCAGUCUGCGCGAAGCCCUAAUCCGGGCCGCGGCGCGAGACCCACCGGGCCAGACCGCACACAUACGUGCACACACUCGGGCGAAAGGGUUACGGAGCCAUCCAGAGCAGACGUAACCCACUUUCUCUUUAACUGUAAACGGGAAUAAAACUGAAGUGCUUUCAACUGCUGUCAUGGCAAUGACCAAAAUUAAAGAAAUAGUCAGUCGGAAUAAGAGGAGGUAUCAGGAAGAUGGAUUCGACUUGGACCUGACAUACAUAUAUCCCAAUAUUAUUGCCAUGGGCUUCCCAGCCGAACGGUUGGAGGGGGUGUACAGAAACAACAUUGAUGAUGUGGUGCGAUUUCUGGACUCCAAACAUAAGAACCGUUAUAAAAUCUAUAACUUAUGUGCCGAACGACACUAUGAUGCUACAAAAUUCAACUGUAGGGUGGCACAGUAUCCAUUCGAAGACCACAACCCACCUCAGUUGGAAUUAAUAAAGCCUUUCUGUGAGGAUCUGGACCAGUGGCUGUCAGAGGACGAGAACCAUGUCGCCGCCAUCCACUGUAAGGCUGGCAAGGGUCGCACGGGGGUCAUGAUCUGUGCCUACCUUUUGCAUCGUAAGAAGUUUGCAGAGGCGCAGGAGGCACUGGAAUUUUAUGGGGAAGUUAGGACCAGGGAUAAAAAGGGGGUAACCAUACCCAGCCAGCGCAGGUAUGUGCAUUACUACAGCUAUCUGUUGAAGAACAAGCUGGAUUAUAAACCCGUCGCCCUCCUCUUCCAUAAAAUGGUUUUCCAGACCCUGCCUAUGUUCAGUAGUGGCACUUGCAGGGACAGUACUUUUAAAAACAGGAGUGAGGUGAAUCCCCAGGGCUUCAAGAAAGGCAGCUGGCACUGGGACCCUCAGUUCGUUGUGUAUCAGUUGAAGGUAAAAAUCCACACGUCGAAUCCGGCCCACACACGAAGGGAAGAAAAGCACAUGAUCUUUGAGUUCCCUCAGCCUCUUCCUGUAUGUGGCGACAUCAAAGUGGAAUUCUUCCACAAACAGAGCAAGAUGAUGAAGAAGGAUAAAAUGUUCCAUUUCUGGGUAAACACGUUCUUCAUCCCGGGUCCCGAGGAAGCUGGGGAGAAAGUGGAGAACGGGUCAGUGAUCAAUGAUGUGGACAGCCUCUCCUCUCAAAGCCAGAGCUCUUCGGCGGAGAGGGAGAGGGAGAGGGAACGAGACAAGGAGAGAGGGGUCGUCGGAGGAGGACUUGAAAAAGUGGCAGAAAGGGGAGGAGAGAGAGCGGCAACGGCAGACGGAGAUAAAGACUACUUGAUACUGACCUUAACGAAAAACGACCUUGAUAAGGCCAACAAAGAUAAAGCUAACCGAUAUUUCUCACCCAACUUCAAGGUGAAGUUGUACUUCACCAAAACUGUUGAGGAGCCCUCAAACUCAGAAGCGAGCACUUCGACCUCUGUUACCCCAGAUGUGAGUGACAACGAACCCGAUCACUACAGAUAUUCCGACACCACUGAUUCCGAUCCGGAAAAUGAACCUUUCGAUGAGGAACAGCACGCACAGAUUACUAAAGUCUGAAAACUUUUUUGGCAUCUGCACACGUUUGCUCGCAAACAAACAUGACGGACAAAACCAAGAGAACCCAACCAACACCAGUGAAAUAAAACAAGGAGAAAACUUGAAAACAAACUGAAGAGAAAAGGACCCUCCCCCUCCAGGCCUCCGAAAGCUCACGGACAGUUUAUGUCAUGACAGAUGCCAUCAAUUGAAAUAUCCUGACCAAUAUAUUGUUUAGUUCAUUUUCACCCGAGGUGGACGGGAGGGUCCUGUAGCUAUUCUGUGUAUAUAGAAUCCCUUUUUGUGUCAGAGACGAUAAAAAUCUAGGCAAUCAGGCGAGGAGAGGCAGAGCAGACCACACAUCUCUCCUUCUCCCUGUCUUUAUCCAGGCCAGUGCUGCAAUCAAUUUCUCGCCCUCUCCCUCGCUCCUCCCCUCCUUACUGUGAAUGCUUCUCGUGCUGUCUGCAGGCGCUAAGACCCUUGACCCCCUCUCCUGCGCAGUGUUUGCUGGGAUACGUAGUCCUUCAGGCUGUUGUACAAAGGCUGCGGUGUGCCAGCGUCCCUUUUCCUAGCCUCACAAACCCCGCCCCCCUCCACCCCACCCCCACUGUGUAUAACGAUAAAUUAUGCAGAAAAACACGACAUCCCAUGUACUUGUCGAUGUUUUUUCUUUAUUUUCUUCUUUUUUAUCCUAAGAUAAUAAAAAAUAUAAUACACGAAA